Messenger RNA from Metopolophium dirhodum (rose-grain aphid), 2359 nucleotides. RefSeq lists its product as uncharacterized. The transcript has 10 exons. Bases 514 to 2154 code for a protein of 546 amino acids. Gene Ontology annotation, biological process: signaling. The record is from RefSeq and is a predicted model, not a curated record. Lineage: Eukaryota; Metazoa; Arthropoda; Insecta; Hemiptera; Aphididae.
AUUUGACGGGAGUUUAACGGUUCCGAGUUGUAGUCCAGACUCCCCGAGUUUCCUAAUGACAAUUUCCUCAUUCCUCGUCCCUCGAUCCCGCCGGCCACUGCCUGACGGUGUAUACUGAAUUGUGAAUCGUGAUCACUUGUAGUAAAGUCUUUUAUUUAAUAUUUAUUACUUGAUAUUCAAAUGUCAUUUUUACACGCUUAUUAUUAUAUUUAGCGAUAUAUUACCUAUUCUUAUUUCUUGAAUAUUUGAAAUUAAUUAUUAAUUAUCACCAUCGUAUACCAGUAUUAUUAUAGUGUUAUAUACUAAUACUGGUUGCGAUUGUAUUUAACAUACCUACAUUAUAUUUAGUUAGAUUUUUACAGUUACUCUGAUGUCUUGUUUGUGAAUUUUUUUUCAAUAAUUUAAUAUUCGCCUGAACACGAACACAAUUUUCACACUUUAGUCUACCUACGCCAUUGUAACGUAGCUCGUUCAUUGUUGUAACAUCACAAUAUCACACAUUAGACACCUACCAUGGCUACCAAAAACAGAUCUCGAAUCAUAAUGAAGGAAAACAGAAUUCCAAUAGGAAAGAAAAAAGAAAAUAUAGAAAAGAUUGUAGAACUAAAAAAAAAUGAGAAAUUGGUUGUUGAUCAUGUCAUUUCAAAAACAAAGACAUUGAAGACAUCAAAAAUAUCUAAGAAAACAAAUAAAACCAAUGAAUAUAAACUUGUUAACAUUAAUGUUGAACCUACUGAUACAUCGUUAACGAUUCCAAUUAAAAAACCAAGAAUCAAUCUAAGUACAAUUAAAGAAUUGAAAGAAUUUGAAGAAAAAUCCAAUACCAAAACUAUAUUGAAUAAAAUAAAGAUUGUAAAAGAUGAUACACCAACAUUGAUUGAAAAAGAAAAUAAUUUACAAGAAGAUGUUGAUAAUAUAGACAAUUUAAAUAACACAAUUGACGAAAUGAAACUGGUUGUCCCUGAAAUUGUACUGAGUCCUUUCGUUUGUACAACACGUGGCCAAAAGUGGAAACCAAGUCCUCGCAAACCUCCAAAAUUAUCUGAGCUCUAUGAUCAAUAUGAAGAUAACACUAUUGCUGAUAAUUAUAGGAAAAAAUUGGACAGAAAAACUAUUGAACUACAAAAUAAAGUUAAAUAUUGGGCAGAAUUAUCUUCGGAAAAAGGCAGUGAAGUUCCACAAUCUGUCAAAGAUGAAAUAGAUGUUGCUUGUGGACAAACAAAACUUUUGACAACUGAUAAAUUUAUGCAAAUGCGUACUCUGAUAAAUGAAUAUGAUAAUAAGUCUGGGCAAAUGCUCAUAACCACAGACGAUUUAGAUGGCUUUUGGGAUAUGCUUUUGUUACAAGUUGAAAAAUUAGAAGGCCAAUUUAGUCAACUUGACAUAUUGGAAAAAAAUAAUUGGGCUCCAUUAAAACCAAUUGCUAAAAAGGUAAUUAAUAGACUACCAACAGUAUAUAAACGUCCAGUGGUAAAAUCGAAAUUUGCAGAUUUUAUUAAAAACCAAAAUUCUAAGGAAAAGAAAGCUACACCUAAUAGUACAAACUCUAAUGAAAAAAAUGAUUCGAGUAACUCAAAGUUCAAUGAAAUGAAACUGUCUAAUAACACUUAUCUAACUUCAAGUACUCCAACUACUUCAAAUCAAAAAAAUACAAGUUUUACCCCAGUACUGUUGAAGACCAUAGAAUUAUCAUAUGUGGCUCGUAGAUCAGGCAUGACUCCAAUAGUACUAGCUACACCACAUGUAUCUCCAUUAAAACCGGCAUUGAAAAAUCCUGAAAAUGAGAAAGGGACAAAGCGCAAAAACAUACAAUUUGAAUCUCCUAAAAAAAUUGUUGAUGGAUUUGUAACACCUGAAAACUCAUGCAAUGAUGAUAUAAGCCAUAAAACCAUUAAAAACAGAGUUGUCACCCCUCACGCUUUAAAAACAUCCAAGGUAAACCAGAACAAGGUUAUUAGAUCUCAGAACAACCCCAUUAGUUCAUCAACCACUAACCACACUGGCAAUAAAAUUAACCUAAAAAGGACUAUCAAAGCACAAACAGAAAAGAAGGAGACAAUAAAUAAAAAGUUUGUUGAUGAGCAGGAUGGCAAAUCAUCUAUAAGGCGUUCUUCUAGAUUGGCCAACAAACCUUUAAAAAAUUACAAAUGUUAAUAUAAAUUUUAUGAUUUUUGUAUACAUUUUUUUUUUUUUUAUUAGUUAACAAAAUGUUUAAAUUUAAAACAUAUCAUCAACAAGUAAACCUAGAAAUCAAGAUUCUCGACAAAGAUGAUUAACUUGUGUUGUAGUAUUUUAUUCAAAUGUUUUAUUCUGAUUUUUUUUUUAAUUAUCAUUAAACAUUUAUUUAUUUUUAAACAAA